Molecule: messenger RNA, 1255 nt
Organism: Anopheles cruzii
Lineage: Eukaryota; Metazoa; Arthropoda; Insecta; Diptera; Culicidae
Gene: Ada
Product: adenosine deaminase-like protein
Exons: 6
Coding region: 7-1029 (340 amino acids)
Biological process (GO): inosine biosynthetic process; adenosine catabolic process
Molecular function (GO): adenosine deaminase activity
Source: RefSeq, a predicted model, not a curated record
GUGCCGAUGGAAUUUUAUUCUAAAUUGCCUAAAAUUGAACUGCACGCUCAUCUCAAUGGCUCGCUCAGCAACAGUACUCUUGCCAAGCUGCGCGAGUUGAAAUAUGGCAAAGCGGAUGCGGUCGUUAGUUGCGAUGAUGGGUUUUACAAAAUUCUCAACGGCGAAACGCUUUCUCUGGAGGAGUGUUUUAAAAAAUUUCAAUACGCACACGAUUUGACCGACUGCUGCGAAUCACUGGAAAUGGCCACUCGGCUGGUUAUAAAGGAGUUUGCCUUUGAUAACGUUGUAUAUCUUGAAAUGAGGACAACUCCCCGAUCGACGUGUAAUAUGUCCAAACGGGACUACUUAUCGACGGUGCUUAAUGUGAUGCGAAAUAUGUCCGUAUCUCACCCAACCAUUAUGGUAAAACUGUUACCAUCGAUCGAUCGGUCCAAGGGUAUCGUUGAAGCAGAAGAAAACGUCGCUUUAUCGAUUGAACUUGAUGCCUUGUUUCCUAACCUAAUCGUCGGUCUCGAUCUGAGCGGAAACCCUAUCGGAACCAAAUUUUCAGAUUUUGCCCCAUCGCUGCAGAAGGCACGAAAGCACGGAUUCAAACUGGCGUUGCAUUGCGGAGAGUUUGAAGAUGAACAAGAAGUGAGGGAAAUGUUCGCCAUUGGCGUUGAUCGCAUCGGACACGGCACGUUUAUUACUGGCGAAAAUCUUGAGUUUGCCGGAAAACACCAAAUUCCGUUCGAGUGUUGUCUAACGAGCAACGUCAAAUGCAAAACCGUUCCAUCGUACAAAGAGCACCACUUUGGCAAACUCCUAGAACGAAAUCAGCCCGUGUGUGUAUGCACGGACGAUUUUGGUGUGUUCGAAACGAGCCUCUCUCGAGAAUUGGAAAUUUGCGCCACAACGUUCAACCUUUCCAACGAACAAGUGUACGACCUUCAACAGAAAUCGGUAGACUUUACAUUCGCCACGGAAGAGGAGAAAAUUCAGCUGCGUAGAACGUUGAAUCAAUUUAAAGCUCAAAUGGUUGAUUUCUGAUACUACUAUCGCAGAGGACUUGGUGCAUUGUAAAACACUUUAACGUCACACAAUAUGUUCAUAAUUGUAAGUUUCGUGUAGAGGAUUAGUCGACACACCAUCACUCAUAAACCUAAUCCUACAACCUAAUCCACAACGCCUUUAAAGCUGCUAAAAAGGCGUUGAAGCAGAAGAUCGCGCAAAAAGGAGGGCUACAACCGCCUCCCUAGAGAAGCCGAGUUGCAUC